CGCUUUUGACAAUUCUCCAAUUCACCCACAAGGAAGGAUCACACACACACACUCACUCACACACACUCUCUCUCUCUCUCACACACACUCACACACACUCAGGCUGCAGUUUAAUCCCGGGGUAAGUGAUAUAUGUGUAUCUUUGUCCCGGGUGAGAGGGAGGUGGAGCCUGCAGCAGCUCUGCACAGGACAGCAGUGGAACCGUGCAGCGUUCAACACACCUGGACAAGUUCAUCCGGAAUGUUUAAGAACAGAGCUCGCGUUUCUUCUGCGCGUGACGGAUCGAUACUCGGCCAGCUGUGACGUCAUCCGCGCGUUUUAUCGAUACAUUGAUACGUUAGUGUGUGUGUGUGUGUGUGUGUGUGUGUGUGUGCGUGUGUGUGUUCAGCAUGGGGCAUCCUCCGCUCGAGUUCAGUGACUGUUACUCAGACAGCCCUGAUUUCAGAGACAGACUCAAGAGCUACGAGCUCGAGCUCGAGAAAACCAGCAAGUUCCUGAAAGACGUCAUCAAAGACGGAAAUAACGUCAUCACUGCUAUCAAAGGCUACUCUCUUGCCGUGCAGAAGUUCUCUACCACCCUGCAAACGUUCCAGUUCAACUUCAUUGGCGACACACUCACUGAUGACGAGAUAAACAUCGCUGAGUCUUUCCGUGAGUUUGCUGGUCUGCUGCAGGAAGUGGAGGAGGACAGAAUGAUGCUGGUGCAGAAUGCUUGUGAUCUGCUUAUUAAGCCCCUGGAGAAGUUUAGGAAAGAUCAAAUCGGUGUCACAAAAGAGCGACGUAAGAAGUUUGAGAAGGAGAGUGAGAAAUAUUACUCUCAACUGGAAAAACAUCUGAACCUGUCGUCCAAAAAAAAAGAGACCCAACUACAGGAGGCAGAUGAACAGCUGGAGAAGGAGAGACAGAUGUUCUACGAGUCAUCAGUGGAAUAUGUUUAUCAGAUCCAACAGGUUGAGGACAGGAAGAAGUUCGACAUUGUGGAGCCCGUGUUGGCAUUCCUGCAGAGUAUUCUGACUCUGAAUAAUCUGACAGUGGAGAUGACUCAGGACUUCCUUCCUUACAAACAGGAACUACAGCUCAGCCUGCAGAACACGCGUAAUCACUUUGAGAGCACGCGUGAGGAGAUGGAGGAGCUGAUGAAAAGGAUGAAGCAGCCCAAACCUGUGUUCGUCAGACAGCAGCAGCAGCCGACCAUCGAGGGCUUCCUGUACACAGAGAAAUGGGCGUUGGGGAUGACCUGGGUGAGGUAUUACUGCAGAUAUAUGAAGGACAAUAAACUGUUAGUGAUGCUGCCAACUGAACAGAAAACCUGCAACCAAACAGGUUCCUGUGAGCUCACCCUGAAGUCAUGUAUUCGGCGUAAAAGUGACUCCAUUGAUAAACGCUUCUGCUUCGACAUCGAGACUCAGGAGAGGCCGUUAGUGACUCUGCAGGCGAUGUCUGAGUGCAGCAGGAAGCAGUGGAUAGAGGCGAUGGAUGGAAAAGAACCCAUUUAUUAUUCCCCGAUUCAGAAACAAGCUGAAAUGGAACUGAACGAAGUCGGAUUCAAGUUUGUGAGGAAAUGCAUCAACGUUGUCGAGGCGAAAGCACGUGAUGUAUGUAGUUACUUUGCGUACACUGCCUUGAUUUAUCCACGUUUAACGGAUCGUCAGAUGGAGGUACGACGGCUCGACUUCAUUAUUUUUUUCUUUUCCAGUGUGUGUAGCCAAAGCAGCGAGAACCUGAUGACGCCGUCCAACAUGGGCGUGAUAUUCGGCCCGACGCUGCUACGAGCCGAAGUGGAAACGGUGGCGGCCAUGUUGGAUAUAAAAUUCCAGAACAUUGUCAUUGAGAUCCUGAUCGAGGACUACAGGAAGAUCUUUAGCGGCCCUCCCGAGGAAAGCUCCGCCCCUCCUGUCCCGCCCCCGAGGGUGGCGCCGAGAAAACGACAGCCAAUCACGAUCUCCAAAAGGCCUCCGAGGCUUUACCCCGCCCUCCAGCCGUCAGUCUUCGAGAAUCAAGAACAUAACGGUGCAGCUCACAACGGUUCCGAUUCUGGAGGAGAUAUCACCAACGCCGGUCCGGCUCCACCUCAGAGGAUGAAAUUAGCCCCUCCCACUGUAGCGCCACCUUCCAUCCCUACUUCUGCCCCUCCAUCUCGCGUUCCUCCUCAGCGCCAAGCCAUCCUGCCCAAACCCACCACCCACCUGGAUCGCAUGUCUGACUCUGACGUCUCCAAGCUCGUUUCUAGGAUACAGGACGGUGGUCAGCGGUUGGACAACGGGGACUCCAGAGCACCAGUGGGCCGGGCUCAGUCGUUCCAGAACAGAAAACCUCCGCAGCGGGUCGUCGCAGCAACCAGAGAUGCCGAGAGUGAUGGGACGAAGAGUCGGCCUGCUUUAGAGAAAAGUUCCAUCUGUCGGCCCCCGAUACGGCCUCCGGACCCACCUUCACGAUGUCCGACCAAUCAGAAAACGCAAAACGAUGACACGCCAGCGUCAUAUGUUGCUUCCAAAACCAAGUUUUUUGAAAAUGCUUCCAGACAGACUGGAAGCUCUUCAUCCACUUCAUCAGCGAGCAGCGAUCUGCCGAGAUGAGACACGACUUUAUUCACUUUUUAAAUCUCAUUCAAAGAGCUCUAAACGGGAAAUUGAGAAGCUACAUCUUUAUCAUCACUAAUUAUUAUUAUUAUUAUUAUUGUUGUUAUUAUUAUUAUUAUUAUUGUUAUUAUUAUUAUUGGAUAACGCACAGAGUCAGCAUGAUGCACGGCUGCUUCUACAUUAUGACCCCUUGUGCCCUAUUCCCUAUUCCCUAUUCCCUACUAAGGGGUCAUUUCAUUUAAUGUUCUUCUUUAUUACUAACCCGUUGAAGGUUACUGGAUGUUCUCCACCACACUUUUAAAACCUGACUACAUUCCCUACAAAAAAAAAUUCUCCAGACAGAGCACUACUGACGUACGCUAACGUUCCUGAACUAGAAAUGAACUCCAGCAUUUGAAACACAGAAGCCUCUUCACUACAAACAAGGACACUUAAUGUAUUUACAGCUCUUUUUUUUAUUAUUAUUAUUAAAUAUUAAAAUAAAUGUCUGGGUACAGCUCAUUAAAAAAGUUUACAGUAUAAAAAUAUCAACGUUUAAGUGGACGACUGUUUACUUUUCCUUAAGUUAUGGCGCUGUAAUGGCCUGAAAACAAAUCUAAUACAUUUUACUGAGGUGAAUUAUUCGUCAAGAAUACUUCAAUUUUUUAAUAAUAGCAGAGACGCGUUUAAAGCACAGACACGCCACUGCGAAAAUGUUUAAAAACUCUUUUUCAUAGCAAAAAGUAUGAUAAAUAUGUAUUUUUUUUAAUCAAAUGACAUUAAAUGAGUGCUAGUCAGUUAUUGUGUUUUGAUAAAGUCUUAUACAAUCCCGUCUGAAACGUUUCUAUUCAACGCAGCGCAGUGUUUUUAUGGAAAUGUUUUUAUUCACUGCAAUUAUUACAACUACUAAAUGACCUGAAUUUCAGUUCACAUUGAAUAAUUAUGUUAAUAAAGAAGACGUUUGUGAGCUAGUUGGUUUGAAACACAGCCACUACGAAUAUUUAAACUGAUAUUUACAACUUAAAGAUAAACCUGAAGCCAUUACAACACUCCUGGACACUUUUUGGACACGUUCUCUCUGAAUUCUGAGGUCAUGUUGGUCAUUAAGCUAUACGUUACAUUUUCAGGAAUUAAAAAGAAAAAACCCCACAAACGCUCCGAGCGCUCCGACACAUGUUCUCGUUAUUCUCGCCGCAAAAACACGGCUGUAAAUUACGCUGAGCUUUCUGUCCAUUAGAGGAGCCGUGGACCUGCCAGCAGCCAGGAACUGAAGAAAGAAACAAAAGCUUCAUGGGAAAUUCGCAUGUUUUUCCCGAAAUGAUUUAAACAUGAUGUUUAAAAAUCACUUAACAAUCCGGAAUAAAUUCCAGACAACAAUCAUAUGAGAAACAGACUGAAACUAAUUACAAAAUACAUUCCAAAUUUUCUCUGAUUUUUUUUUUUCCCUUUUCUUUUUUUUUUAAUAUCUGUGCUUUUCCAUAAAAUCCUCUUUGGCUUAUAAACAAUAAUUUAGGACUGUAAGAUUAAAGCUCCAGAAACUCCUACGCAUCCCGGAAGACCUGGAAAUUUAUAGCCUAGAUUCCCGUCAUGGAAAACACCUGGGAAAAUCAGAAAAAAAGAUCAAAUCCAACGGAGAUUUCGGUAAAGUAGUAAAGUCUGUUCGCUCGCAGAGACGUCAUGGUUUAGUGUUUUGCUAAUAACUGGAAAUUUAAAACAUUAAAUAAAUAAAGGUUAAAAAUGUUAUUUUACAAAAAUGAUCAAAUAAAUAAAUGAAUUAAAUGGUUAUGUUCUUAAACUUGUUUACAUCAGAACGUGUUCGCUUUAGUCAAACUUUUAUUUGUUACUUUAAAAUCUUUAUUUUCAAGUCCGAUAUACUGAUCAAACCUCUUUCUUUACUUUGGUUACGAUGUUUACAGAUAAAUAUGUCUUAUUUAGGAGUAAAUAUAGGAGUGUAAUGAAAUAAAUUUCUGGUACGAUAAUCUCUAAAACUCAAUAAAAAAUCUCGUAGCUAGACAAACGCCCGAGUAAAGAAAAAACACGACGAUAGCAGGAGCUAAAGUUUCCACUCAGAGUUUAUUAUUCUCCUAAAACCACAGCAACUUACCAACAAUUACAACUUUUAUGUAUUAAAGAAUGACACAGCAUAAUUUUUAUCCAUUUAUAGUUACAUUUAACAAGGUCCAGUUCUCGUUUACAUUAUAGCGCUCUUUUUUUCUCUCAAUAAAAAGAAAACGCAGCUUGUUGCCGAGAAACCGCAAAGUAGCGUAAACUCCUCUGUCCUGAGCUUUACCUCUGAGUGUUACAAAGCGCUGACACUGGAGACUCCUUCCAUACGUGUUACAUAAACAUCUCAGUCCACCGUACAAUCCCUGUGAAUGAGCUGUUACUAUAGAAACGUUAACGUAUUCGAACGAGCACAUGAAUACAUUUCUGUUAGGUUUAUAUUAAUCACCAACUGACCAAUCAGAAUCCAGAAUUCAGCAGGGCUGCGCUAUAGUAGCAUUUAUACGCAAAAUAACUUACGCAGAAUACUUUUACGAUCCUAAUAGCGGUGCUAUCCACCAUGUUUUGUCAGCUGGUAAUGACUAUUAUGGGAUGUUUUUCUUAGUAAAGGACACGCUGGUCCAGAAAUUUGUGCAUUUGCUGCUUUUCCAGUUUAACAGCUCGAAUAUCACGAGACCUCGUAUACACUCCUGGGCACAAAAAAUAAUGGGCCAAGUGCAAAAUGGCAAAAUCUUAAGAACAAAUGAUUGAUCAGGAAGUGAGUGAGAGUGAAACAGAGAGAUGAAGGAGCUCAGUAUUGGAGCUUUUCUCUUUCAUUUCUGUAAAUGUAAAAGUCUCGUGGCUCUUGAUGAGCUGCAUCAGGUGGCAGAUAAACAAAUAAUCACUCAUCUUUUAAGAAAAAACAUCCCAGAAGAUGUUUUUGGAAAAGUUUGUACACCCAGACGUGCGUUAGUUUGAGUUUCACAUCAAACAUUUGAAUCAUCAUCAUGAUUUUACGUACAAGAAGAUUAUAGAAGUGACUUUCUCUGUUUCUAGCUUUUCCCCAAACAGCAAACCAGCGAGUGGAGGCACAGGAGCUCUCAGGAGAGCAUCUGCUUCAUUCUGCUCAUUUCCUCACCAAUCAUCUGUUCUUAAGACCAUUAAAAGCUUCGUAGUUUGCCAAUUUGGGCUCGGCCUUUUUAUUUUGCCCAGGAGUGUACGUGAUUAUGAAGUGAAGUCGUUGAACACCACUAAAGCGUAACGCUAUCGAUGAAACUCUUUCAGCUUACUGUGAUAUCAGUAUAUAUGAGUAUAUGAGUAUAUAUAUGAGUAUAUAUGAGUAUAUAUAUGAUCACAGUCCUGGUGCACGUUUGCGUUCGCUCUUUCGCUCGCUCGCUCUUUCGCUUGCAGUUCCUCUGUAACGCCGUAUACUCUGGCACUUGUCACUCCCCCAGCUGCAGUGAUGUAAUGAUGCUUUUCCAGAUGUUUAUUCAUGUUGUCCUUUUGUCAAUGUGAAGCAUAAAUGUGAAGAACAGCCUGAGUGGACAUUUUAUUUAUUAAAUAAACAACAAAAAAAGACAUUUUAGGAAAUUAAUCAGCAGUAAGCCUUUAGGUGAGUUGAAAUUCUUUGUGAUUUGUUUCAUGUUUUGUUUCGACACUCAGUUUAGUGCUUUUUAUUUUAUUUUCUCUUGAAAGCUUAUUUUUCUAAUAUAUCUCUCUAUAACACUCACUAAACCCUGUCUGUUUCCUGUCUGAAUGUACUGAAGGACGUUGAUAAAAGCAACAUUUUCAACCA
Molecule: messenger RNA, 6336 nt
Organism: Pangasianodon hypophthalmus (striped catfish)
Lineage: Eukaryota; Metazoa; Chordata; Actinopteri; Siluriformes; Pangasiidae
Gene: ophn1
Product: oligophrenin 1
Biological process (GO): signal transduction
Cellular component (GO): cytoplasm
Molecular function (GO): protein binding; GTPase activator activity
Source: RefSeq, a predicted model, not a curated record